AAUGAAGUCACUUCAAUAUUUAUUGGAAUUUCUUUUGCCGGUAGCUGUUGCUGUGCUGUUUCUUAAAGGGCGAUGUGCACUUGGUGCAGUAUGCAGACGUCCAGUUGACAUCGCCUUUGCAAUUGAUGCCUCGGGUAGUGUGGGAUCAUGGGGAUAUGAUCAAGAGAAGAAAUUUGUACAAAAUACCGUGGGAAUAUUUGGAAUAUCUCGCUCUGGAACGCAUGCUGCAGUAAUAGUGUACAGCACAAGGGCUGAGGUUACAAUAUCAUUUCCUCAACAUAACCACUUCUGGAGUUUCUCCAGAGCAGUUUCUAAACUUCCUUAUCCCGGUGGGUAUACCAGAAUUGACCUGGCACUGAAAAAGGCAGCAGAGGAGGUGUUUUCUAUUGACGGUGGAACACGGAGCAGUGUACCUAAGAUACUGAUUGUAAUGACGGACGGUUAUCAGACACGUACCUCAGAUUCGAUCCCUCUUGACAAAGCGGUUCUACCCUUGAGAGCCAAAGGAGUUCAGGUUUAUGCUUUGGCCAUCGGGCAGUACGUGAGGGAUUACGAGUUGAGGUUGCUUGUUGAAAAACCAGCACACAUCUUCCGAUCCAGUAGGUUUAGCAGUCUCAGCAGUGUUAUAUCGAAAUUGGCAACAACAACUUGUACCAAUGCCCUACCUACGGCGUUCGGAAUUUAUCCACUUAACCAGCAAACCCGUGGAAAGGACAUAAGCGCACGUAAGGCUCCUAAAGGUUACUUAAGUUCAGUAAACAUCGUCUCUGGACCCUACGGGAGAGCUGGUGGAGCAUUUUACCUCAAGGGAACAUCCGACAGCUACAUUGACUUCCCAAACAGCGCUCGUGGCAAAUUGGACGCGUACAGUUCUAUCUCAAUAUUUUUGUGGGUUUUCCCUGAAGGCACAUCUGGUCCUAUCAUCAACUACCGAAGAGGAGGAUAUGGCGUCGGCCUUUGGAUGACACGCUCCAAACUACUCGUGGGUCUUAUUUACAGCCGCCGCAACUUUUACAGAAGAAAAAUUUAUUUUUACAAUUUUUAUCCAAAGAGGUGGUAUUAUGUUGGACUUACGUACGAUUACAACCACGGAAUUGCAAGUUUGUGGGUCAAUGGCAAAAUGGCUUCUCACUUAAGGAUUGGACGUAUACACUUAGCUACACAAUAUCCCAUUCGUAUGGGUGCCAUGAGCGACCCAAAGCAGUACUUUAGAGGCAGGGUCACUUGUCUGCAGAUUUAUGGAAUUGCACUGACUGCCAACCAGAUACAAUCUGUAAAGACGAAAUGUGCCGCCGGCGACAAGAAAGAUCCUUGUCUUGCCAGUCCUUGCAAAAAUGGAGGGAGCUGCAUUGUGGACACGAAAGAUAAAACCGGCUAUCGAUGUCGCUGCAAACCAGGGUACCGUGGACAUCGAUGUGACGAAAAACCAACACAAUCAACUGGAAAGCCAACAGCAAGACCAACUGGAAAGCGAACAACAGCAGCAAAAGGAUCACCGGGCCGAAAAAUUCCAAUAACACCAGGACAGACCACCAAGCCCGCCAGCACUGGAGGAGUAACCACCCCUGGAGCUAUCACAAAUAUAAAUGGUUUCCGUAUAGAGGUGGUGGAGUUUAUCAAUCGAUUGAGACGCCUGCAUGGUGCAGGUCCUCUUAUUAUUUCCACUCGUAUUUCUACGGCAGCCCAAAACUGGGCUCAAGUCUUGGUCUCCAAAGGCACAGCCUCCAUAGAUCCGAACACGAAUUACGGCACGAAUGUGUUCACCAAGGUUGGUUCUCAAACUGGUUUGGCCCAGUUGGCUGUGGUGACAUGGUACACAUCAGUGAAGUAUUAUGACUGGGCCAGGCGCCAGCCAAAAAUUCUGGCACUGCCUUUUAUUCAUCUCGUAUGGCUCUCAAGUAACUUUGUUGGUGUCGGAUUGGCCAGGUCGCCAUCUGCAAAGUUUUACAUCGUUGUGUACUUUGACCCAAUGCCUGGAAAUAAACAGCCGUUGCUUAAAGAAAACGUUCUACCAUAUACAGAUGUAUACAUCCUAUUGCAGAGUGCACUGUGUACCAAGGGAUAUACGCUUCACAAAGGAACUUGUUACAGAUAUCAUACGGAUAAACAAACUUGGGAGGGAGCAUUGUUUCAGAGCGCCAAAGAUAACGCUACCUUGGUAUCCUUCCACCAGACAUAUGAGGUUGGCUUUGUCCAAAGGCUUAUUACACCAGGAAUAACAGGUUUAGUGUGGACAGGCUUGAAUGAUCGGAUCACGGAGGGGACGUAUACGUGGUCGGACGGUACCAGUGUUGAUCACACUUCUUGGAAAGCAAACGAACCAACGGGUUUAAAGGAAGACUGUGUUGGUAUAGAAGGGACUAGCUAUGGCACCCUUAUGUCUGAUGCUCCAUGUACUGAGCCACAUAGUUACGUGUCUAGAAAGCCACUUGAAGGACUAAUUACAUAUCGAAUGAAGAUACAACUUACUUCUUUACUGUGGACGGAUGAUUACGGCCAAGCGACGUCUUUCCCGUAUUUGGACCUCAAGCAAAAGAUAGAAACAAUGCUGCUGGAAAUCUUUAAGAUUGAUCCGACCUUCGUGUCAGGAUAUGUCGAAGAUUUCAGCAAAACCCCUAAGCAAAUCUCUCAACCCACUGCUAAGCCAACAAAGCCUGGUAUUGCGACUCCUGCCAAGUCAUCAGGGACAUCUCCAGUCUCUGGAGCCACCAGACCAACACUGGUUUCGACAGGAACCACACAGGCCACUCCAGCGUCAAAACCUACUUCAGGUGGAGCAAUUUCCAAUGAGAAGUCGUCGGUGACAAGUUCAAUUAUUUUGAAGUUUGGACCAGGAGUAAAACCUGAUCCUACAAAGCCAUUUCAAAAUCAUUUGAGGAGGAACCUUGGAAGACUUCCAGGUCCGGUUAAUCUGAAAACUCUUAUCCAAUCCGUCAGAAUAGUUCACCCAGGAGUUCCACCAGCUGUGUUGGGAACUUGUACACCCGCCUGCUAUACCACUUGCCUCGUCUCUUGUAAUCCAUUUUGUUGCAAUUCCAAAAUGGCUGCUGGAAGCAAUAUACAGUACUCUGCCAUGCGACACGCUGUAAUAACCCAAGCAAAUCGCAGGCGAUUUAUUAUGCCUGGCUUUUCGAGGUAUCCAAUGGCUCCCCUCCAGACCAUGGUACCGCAGGCCCGUGCGAUGACAGUUCCAGUGACACUGGCAAUAAGAUGUGUUCCAACCGUUCAGGCACCUUGCCCACCAGGCACUCAAGUUUCACAAACUGUUCAGGGCUCUUAUAAAAUGCCUCAACCUCGAACUAUUCAAGGAAUCUUGAGCCCAAAGCAACGUCCGAUCAUGUCGAUCCCACGCUUGACAUUGCCAAGGCUUCCUUAUUCAACCAAUCAGCAGGCAUUUCUCCCAAGGGCCGCCAAUCCAGUGCAGAUACCUUGUAUACCAAGUCUUUAUAACCUAUGUCCACCAUUAAUACGUCCCCCUACAAAGCCUCUGAAAGUGACAGAUCCUCCACAGCACAUAAUACAUCUUCCACCGCCUCAGAUGCAGCCACCGUGCACUCCUGGCGCGUUCAAUCCUUGUCCACCACAAACAGGUCUUCCUUCAAGUCCUUUAAAAGUAACAGAUCCUCCUCAACACAUAAUACAUCUUCCUCCGCCACAGUUACAGCCACCCUGUAUUCCGAGUGCGUUCAAUCCCUGUCCACCACAAAUAAGUCCUCCUUUGAGACCUAUGAAAGUAACUGAUCCUCCGCAGCAUGUGAUUCAUUUACCUCCACCACAGAUACAACCUCCUUGUAUUCCUAGUGCGUACAACCCAUGUCCUCAGCCAAUUAUACCCCCUGUGAAUCCUGCACUUGCACAAUCCCCACCACAACAAAUGAAUCGUCUGCUACCACCACAGAUGCAACCUCCCUGCAUUCCAUCUUUAUACAAUCGUUGUCCACCUCAGACGAAUAUUCCACCUUCCAAAUUAAAAGUUAUAGAUCCUCCGCAACAUGUGAUACAUUUGCCACCACCACAGAUGCAACCCCCUUGUAUUCCUAGUGCGUACAAUCCAUGUCCUCAACCCAUUAGGCCCCCUAUAAAACCUGCACUGGCCACGUACCCACCACAACAAUUUAUGCGGCUGGUACGACCACAGGCGCAGACUCCUUGUAUUCCUAGUGCGUACAAUCCAUGUCCCCAACCAAUUAUGCCCCCUAUUAUGCCUGCACAGGCCAAAUACCCAUCACCACUAUUAUGGCCUGUGCUUUGCAUUCCUCUUCCUAACCGCCCUUGUCCUCCAAGAAAGCUUUCGAAACCAUCACACAAGAAGGGCAAGUCUCGAGCUUUCAUGCCCAAACCCGUUGUAAGUUCCUAUGUGGUCCCGUAUAGCAACUUACCAUACUGGCAAUCUCGGGUGGCAUCCUAUACUCCAUUUGUCGCACCGCCAUUUCCAGUCUACCCAAUACGGCGAUUUCCAACCUAUGCAACCCAAAAUUAUGGCCAACAACCACCAUUUCAGCGGUAUCGCUCCCCUGCCUUGUCUCAGAUGUCGCCAAUACAGCCCUUUGGAUUGCCUCCUUGGAGUCCAAUGCCUUUCCCCUAUUUCAGCCGAGUUCCCAAACCUUCUCUCGGUGACAAACCUAAAAAGACUUUGCCUGAGCCUCCAAAACCCUCUCAGGCUCCUCAACCGCCUAAGCCUAUUCCAGUCAAAGGACCAAUUUCUUUACAAGGUUCUUUAACUCUUUAUCCUAAGCCAGCACCAAUAGCUCCUCCUUUUCCUUUCCCUCCGUAUCCCCAAGGACAAAAUCCCUUCUCAAUGAUCAACCCCUGCAUCCCUUCUCUAGCGAAUCCCUGUAAUCAAAAUACAGGAAAUGUACCUUCAAUGCCUCCUACGAAUUCGUACGACAGAAAAUCUAGGCCUAUACUUUUAACACGACCUCUGCAGGUUCAAGGAAGCAUUUAUCUCAAACCACCUCCACCACGCCCAUUCCCUAUACCGCCGAGUUAUACAUCAAGUGUUAUGAAUCCUUUUUCCAGGCUCGUUUCUCCCAAACCACCAAAUGCACCUCAGAUAGCUGCGUCCCCCCAUUCAAUAAUUGUUCAGCUUCCCGAAAUUUCUCUUCAGACUGCUCCAGCAUCUUUACUUCCAAAGCCUAUCGUUCCACCUCCACCACCUUCACCAGUCUUUCCAAGUAGCUGUCCAAUAUCCUGUACUCACUAUCCAGGAGUAUUUUGCCCUACAUAUUGCGCGAAAUAUUGUUGUAAAAAGAGAGGUAGGAAACAGAAGAGUCCCUCGAAGACGAAAAGUAAGAAGCCUGAUAAAAAUAAGAUGCAAAAAGAGGCCAAGGCAAAAAGCAAAGAGAAAAAAAUUUUGAAAGUGAAAAAAGCUAAGAAGGGAUAAGUCUAAAUUUCAUAUGAUUUUGUUAGCCAAGCUAAUUCAAAAAGUUUUGUUCGCUUUUCACCGGAGCAGCUGUACUCUUUUGUGCGUUGAGCGAUUAUAAUUCUCUGAUAAUUGUAGUCCUUAACGGAUAUAAGACAAUUUGGUUCCGUCCUCUUACACUCAAAUACAAUGUCAUAGGGCAAUUUGUAAAGGUAAAAACAUAAUUCCUAAUGCAAUGUGGUUUUGAUAAGCACAAGUGAGUUUUGCACUAGCAAUACGGGCUCGUACUUAUUUACACCAAAUUGCUCGAAAAAUCAUGUUAUUGCUUAUUAGUAAUUUGCCAAAAGGUCUGGAGAGCAGCAGAUAUGUAACGAAUUUAAGAAAGUGAACGACACUGUCGAAACAUGUUUUUAAAAAAGUGUCGUUUAUUUCCUUAAAUUCGUUAUUCGUAAUUUAGAAGAAAAAAGCAUCCCAGAAAGUCAAGAUAGACAAAAUUUGACGGCGCGCGCUCGCUAUUUGAAGUUUAUACUCGUGCUACAACUUUGCUACAUAAGAAAUUAACUCGUUUUCAGCCAGUCAGAAGCGCGUAGUUUUUCAUGUAUAU
Molecule: messenger RNA, 5966 nt
Organism: Pocillopora verrucosa
Lineage: Eukaryota; Metazoa; Cnidaria; Anthozoa; Scleractinia; Pocilloporidae
Source: RefSeq, a predicted model, not a curated record